CAAUUUGCUAGUCGCCGGUUGGCAAAGCGGUCUCUCGUCUCUUUGACAGAAAGAAGCCCGGUGUAGCUAGAUCGAUAUCUUAAUUUAAUAAGCGGACAUGGCCAAGAAACGAAGAGAAAGACGAGAGGCCGAUAGUGUUUCGUUAGUAACAUUACACGAGGAACCGAAGACAAAAUUUAACGAGGCACAAACCCUCAAAGAGACUCGAUACACUGGAGGGGGCUCAGCUCGCAUGUCUCUCCUCAUCCUGCUGUCUGUCUUCACCUGCGCUGCUUCUGUCAUGUACCUAGUGUACAGGAAUUUCCCAGAGCUCGACAAUGAUGAGAUGGCUACUAUUAAAAUCCCCAAAGAUAUGGAUGAUGCUAAAGCCUUGGGCACUGUACUUUCCAAAUAUAAGGACACCUACUACACUCAAGUGUUAGUAGCCUACUUUACCACCUAUAUUUUCCUCCAGACAUUUGCGAUCCCUGGAUCCAUCUUCCUCAGCAUCCUGUCUGGUUAUCUCUACCCCUUCCCCCUGGCUCUUUUCCUCGUCUGCCUGUGCUCUGGCCUAGGGGCUUCCUUCUGCUACAUGCUGUCUUAUCUAGUGGGGCGACCAGUGGUCUACAGAUACCUGACAGAGAGAGCCCAGAAAUGGUCCCAGCAGGUAGACAAGCACAGAGAUCAUCUCAUCAAUUACAUCAUAUUUCUGAGGAUCACUCCGUUUCUCCCCAACUGGUUCAUCAACAUCACCUCACCUGUCAUCAACGUGCCUUUGGGGGUCUUCUUCCUUGGUACUUUCUUUGGAGUGGCCCCACCGUCCUUCGUGGCGAUCAACGCUGGUACAACACUGUAUAAACUGACGACAGCUGGGGAGGCAGUGUCCUGGAACUCUCUGAUUGUGCUAGGUGUCCUGGCCGUACUCUCUAUCCUGCCUGUCUGCUUCCAGAAGAAACUGCAGCAGAAGAUGGAGUAGGCAUUAGACAACUCAGCAACUCAUCUGCCUGCCUGAUCCCCCAGCCCGUCCCUUGGCUCAGGAAUGGUACACCCCGCUGUCACUCACAUAGUCCUGCCUGUUGCUGUCCCACACACCUGCUGAGGUUGCUGUGGAAACAUUGCCCGUUGACCCAACCCUGACUCCUGUGCCCAAAACAUGUGGUUGUGGCCACCUCAACUUUGUGCUCUACAAAGGACUAACUGGCCUCUGCUCAUCCUCGGGUUUGUUUUCCCAUAUUUGUUAAAUGUUGCAUGCCUGGAAAUUUAAAAUGUUAAGGAUACAGAAAACAUCAGGCAUCUGUCUUCAUUGUUUUUACUCACAAUGGUUCUCACAAGUUCAAGCUAAACUUCCCUCCUUUGUAUUUCUUGAACAGUGUUUUGAUUUGAUUUAAUCUCUUAACCUGUGAUAUGGGUGAAGUCAAAGCAAUACUGAUCAGAGUCGCAGUUCAGUGUUUUUGAUUUUCACAACAUUUUUGGACUAUUGUUAUGACUGUUUUAUACACUGGAUAGAUUGAGCAUAUUAAAUCAUUUAGAACGUUCUAUCAUUUGAAGAUAUUGUUAACACACCACCCUAAAAUGAUCUGUGUGCCAUCAAUGUUGACAUGAAAAAUAUGCAUGUGAACACAUGCAGUUAACUUGUUUUUCAACCACCACAGAUUUCUUGUUAACAAACUAUAGUUUUGGCAAGUCGGUUAGGACAUCUACUUUGUGUAUGACACAAGUAAUUUUUCAAACAAUUGUUUACAGACAAGACUAUUUCACUUAUAAUUCACUGUAUCACAAUUCCGGGUCAGAAGUUUACAUACACUAAGUUGAUGGUACCUUUAAACAGCUUGGAAAAUUCCAGAAAAUGUCAUGGCUUUAGAAGCUUCUGAUUAGGCUAAUUGACAUCAUUGAGUCAAUUGGAGGUGUACCUGUGCAUAUAUUUCAAGGCCUACCUUCAAACUCAGUGCCUCUUUGCGUGACAUCAUGGGAAAAUCAAUUGUAGACCUCCACAACUCUGGUUCAUCCUUGGCGCAAUUUCCAAAUGCCUGAAGGUACCACGUUCAUCUGUACAAACAAUAGUACGCAAGUAUAAACACCAUGGGACCACGCAGCCGUCAUACCGCUCUGGAAGGAGACUCGUUCUGUCUCCUAGAGAUGAACGUACUUUGGUGCGAAAAGUGCAAAUCAAUCCCAGAACAACAGCUGGAGAUGCUGGAGGAAACGGGUACAAAAGUAUCUAUAUCCACAGUAAAACAAGUCCUAUAAUCGACAUAACCUGAAAGGCUGCUCAGCAAGGAAGAAGCCACUGCUCCAAAACCGCCAUAAAAAAGCCAGACUAUGGUUUGCAACUGCACAUGGGGACAAAGAUCGUACUUUUUGGAGAAAUCUGGUCUUCUGGUCUGAUGAAACAAAUAUAGAACUGUUUGGCCAUAAUGACCAUCGUUAUGUUUGGAGGAAAAAGGGGGGUGCUUGCAAGCCGAAGAACACCAUCCCAACCGUGAAGCACGAGGGUGGCAGCAUGUUGUGGAGGUGCUUUGCUGCAGGAGGGACUGGUGCAUUUCACAAAAUAGAUGGCAUCAUGAGGGGGGAAAAGUAUGUGGAUAUAUUGAAGCAACAUCUCAAAACAUCAGUCAGGAACUUAAAGCUUGGUCGCAAAUGGGUCUUCCAAAUGGACAAUGACCCCAAGACUACUUCCAAAGUUGUGGCAAAAUCGCUUAAGGACAACAAAGUCAAGGUAUUGGAGUGGCCAUCACAAAGCCAUGACCUCAAUCCUAUAGAACAUUUGUGGGCAGAACUGAAAAGGCGCAUGCGAGCAAGAAGGCAAGACAAACCUGACUCAGUUACACCAGCUCUGUCAGGAGGAAUGGGCCAAAAUUCACCCAACUUAUUGUGGGAAGCUUGUGGAAGGCUACCUGAAACGUUUGACCCAAGUUAAACAAUUUAAAGGCAAUGCUACCAAAUUCUAAUUGAGUGCAUGUUAACUUCUGACCCACUGGGAAUGUGAUGAAAGAAAUAAAAGCUGAAAUCAAUCAUUCUCUCUUAUUAUUCUGACAUUGCACAUUCUUAAAAUAAAGUGGUGAUCCUAACUGACUUAAGACAGGGAAGUUUUACUCUGAUUAAAUGUCAGGAAUUGUGAAAAACUAUUUGGCUAAGGUGUAUGUAAACUUUCGACUUCAACUGUAGAAAGAUAAAUAUGAAACCCUUGAUGCUUCUGCUGGGCCUUUCACUAAAAUAUCGCUACUAAUUGGAUUUCCCCUUUAAUUGUAUGAAAUGGCAUAUCAAGUAUUGAAAACUGGUGUUUUGUAUACUAUUCUUUUUAUAUUUGUUCUACUAAUGGUGCUGAGACUGCCUCUCUGUCUGUGUGCUCCCUUUUGUGCGUCACCAGUCCAAAUGCUCUGCCAGUUGAGAAAUGCAGUAGUGGAUGACCAAGCAGUGCCCUUUGCAAAGCUACCAAUUUAGAUUUUUUGGUUGUUCAUGCUUUUCCCAGGUGUUAGUGAUUUCACACUGCUACUUCAUGUACAGUGCCUUCAGAAAGUAGUCACACCCCUUGACUUUUCCAAAUGUUGUUGUGGGAUUAAAAUGGAUUUAAUUGUAAUAUUUUUGUCAACGAUCUACACAAUACUCUCUAAGUUGAAGAAAAAUUCUAACAUUUGUAAAAAAAAACACACACAAAAAAACAUACGCUUACAUGACCAAAAGUAUGUGGACACCUGCUUGUUGAAGAUCUCAUUCCAAAAUCAUGGGUAUUAAUAUGUUGGUCCCCCCUUUUGCUGCAGUCGGUGUUUCAAUUCUUCCCAAAGGUGUUUCAUGGGGUUGAGGUCAGGGCUCUGUGCAGGCCAGUCAAGUUCUUCCAUACCGAUCUCGACAAAUCAUUUCUGUAUGGACCUCGCUUUGUGCACAGGGGUAUUGUCAUGCUGAAACAAGAAAGGACCUUCCCCACACUGUUGCCACAAAUUUGGAAGCAUAGAAUCGUCUAGAAUGUCAUUGUAUGCUGUAGUGUUAAGAUUAGCCUUCAUUCGGACUAAGGGGCCUAGCCCGAACCAUUAUUCCUCCCCCACCAAACUUAGUUGCAUUGGGACAGGUAACAUUCUCCUGGCAUCCGCCAAACCCAUCUGUCAGAUGUUGAAGUGUGAUUGAUCACUUCAGAAAACGCGUUUCCACUGCUUUAGAGUACAAUGGCGGCGAGCUUUAAGUGAAAACUGUAACUAGGCCACUCAGGAACAUUAAAUGUCUUCUUGGUCAGCAACUCCAGUGUAUAUUUGGCAUUGUGUUUUAGGUUAUUGUCCUGCUGAAAGGUGAAUUUGUCUCCAAAGUGUAAUUAGUAACUUCACCAUGCUCGAUGGGAUAUUCAACAUCUGUUUAGUAUUUUAUUUUUUAAAUAUUUUUUUUACCCAUCUAACUACAAAUCGAUGCCCUACGUAAAGGCAUUGGACAACCUCCCUGGGCUUUGAAUCUGCUUUUUGAAAUUCACUCCUCGAUUCAGGGACCUUACAGAUAAUUGUAAGUGUUGGGACGGAGAUGAGGUUGUCAUAAAGAAAUCAGAUUAGACACUAUUAUUGCACGUAGAGUGAGUCCAUGUGACUUGUUGAGCACAUUUUUACUCCUGAACUUAUGGUAAGCCUCAAUAACAAAGGUGUUGAAUACUUAUUGACUCAAGACUAUUCAGCUUUUCAAUUCUAUUAGUUUGUAAAAAUGUCUAAAAACAAUUCCACUUUGACAUGAAAGGGCAGUGACAAGGGCAGUAUGACAUAUGAAGGGCAGUGACAAAAAAUCUAAAUGGAAUACAUUUUAAAUUCAGGCUGCAACACAAAAAAAAGUCAAGGGGUGUGAAUACUUAAGGCAGUUUAUAUAUAUUUUCUUAGAGUCCAACCUGUAUGUAUCUGUUGGUGUUAUGCCUAAUUUGUACUAUAGUUUGGGUGCUUUGAUGUGAUUUUUAUUUGGCCUUACCUGAUGUCAUUAUAUGAAUUCUCUGCUGCUGUGAAACCUUCUGGUUGUGUCUAGAGGUUGAUGCAGUGAAUGUGCACUUGGGCAGUCUUACUGUUGAUGUUUCUUCAAAAUCCAUGUCUCAAGCACUGUCUACUCUUCUUGCAUCUGAAAUCACUCAUUAUUUAUGAAAAUUGAUUUGAUUUUAAAAAGUGAAAGCAUUUUUUAAUUUGGAUCAACUGUCUUACUUGGAUUAGUGUUUUAAUCCACUAUAGAAACCAUUUCUGAGUAUGAGAAAAUGUAAUUUAUUAUUUAAUUAUAUAUUUUCCGCUAAUUGGUCUUUUGACCAGUCACAUCAGAUCUUUUCUCAGAGCUGAUCUGAUUAGUCAAAAGACCAAUUAGUGAAAAAAUAGAUCAGAAUUAGGCUGCCUGUAUAAAAGCAGGCUUAGCGCUUCAUAUUUUUAUAUAAUGGCUGUGUUGACACGGGCAACCCAAUUAUUAUUAUUUUUUUUUACCACUAAUUGGUGUUUUGACCGAUCAGCUCUUUUGUCAAUAAUUGGUCAAAAGAUUAGAACUGUUCUGCCUGUGUAAACACAGCCCUACUGUAUCCCAAUCCCACUGUAACCCAUCAUUCAUGACCUGUUUCAUUUAAUUUAGUUGUGUUAAUGUCCUUGUUUGAAAUUUGGGCUUCACAUUUUUGUUGUUCAUAGAGGUUGCAUCAUUACCUCAUCUUGAUUGCACUGCAGUAGUUUUCAGAGGGAUCAUGCCUGAUGGGAGAUCCUGUAGCUGUUCAGUCAAUACAGUGUGCUCUUAUGAAAGCUGUUUUGGUGUUUAAUAAAUAAGAAUAUGUUGUUACUUAGCCCUUAUAUUACUAGCACAUUAUUUGUUCACCCAAUUUGAUAUCAGAAGUAAUUUCUGGAACUGUAUUGACACAUAUUUGCAAUAACUGUUUAAAAGUCCCCAGUAGUUUUAUCCCAUUUUUAAAGACCACUGCAAUAUUAGGAUGUUACACAUGUUUCUUAUUACAACUUUCCAACAGUUGUUAAUUUUCAUGCAGAGAAUAUUGAGAAUAUCUGUGCUGGCUUGGAUGAUUCUUGGUGUGUGCAUUCAUUACGCUUGUGAUCUUUACAGUAUUAAGUUGUGCAAAAUGAUAAUGUAUGGCAAGUGUUUGAAUAUAAUUUACAUUCUUGUACAUAUUUUUGUCCAAGCUAAUGAAUGUUGGUUCAUUAUUAACAUUUAUUUUUGAAAUAAUAAAAUAUAAUAUACA
Messenger RNA from Oncorhynchus nerka (sockeye salmon), 6151 nucleotides. Its product is annotated as transmembrane protein 41B-like. Gene Ontology annotation, cellular component: endoplasmic reticulum membrane. The record is from RefSeq and is a predicted model, not a curated record. Bases 98 to 955 code for a protein of 285 amino acids. The transcript is spliced from 7 exons. Lineage: Eukaryota; Metazoa; Chordata; Actinopteri; Salmoniformes; Salmonidae.